Molecule: messenger RNA, 1326 nt
Organism: Osmia lignaria (orchard mason bee)
Lineage: Eukaryota; Metazoa; Arthropoda; Insecta; Hymenoptera; Megachilidae
Gene: Tdh
Product: L-threonine dehydrogenase
Biological process (GO): L-threonine catabolic process
Molecular function (GO): L-threonine 3-dehydrogenase activity
Source: RefSeq, a predicted model, not a curated record
CGUGAAAGGUUCGAUUGAUUUUUCUAUUGAUCCACGACAAACGAUCGCGAUCUUUCUCUGCAAUAUUUCCAUUCGAAAAUUUCGAUAAUUCAAUUUUAAAUAAUCGAAAAAGAAAAUCGUUUUUCCAUCUAAUUAAAGAUGUGGUGUAAAAAUAUUCCUCAAAUUUCGCGACGAUGUUCGAGAAGCAUUUUAAAAAAUUACUAUACGACGAACGAACGUUCUUGCCGGGAAACGACGGAAAAUAGCGAGAGAUCACCGAGGAUACUUAUCACGGGUGGUCUUGGACAAUUGGGUACCGAGUGCGCGAAACUCCUUCGAAAAAACUAUGGAAACGAAAAUGUGAUACUUUCUGAUAUAAUUAAACCGACCGAAGAAAGUCCAUCCAAUGGACCUUUCAUUUUUGCGGAUAUUCUUGAUUUCAAGGGUCUCCAAAAAAUCGUGGUCAAUUAUAGAAUCGAUUGGCUGAUCCACUUCAGUGCUCUCCUUAGUGCUGUUGGUGAACAGAACGUUCCUCUUGCUGUGAGAGUCAACAUAGAAGGGAUGCAUAACGUUAUUGAAUUGGCAAGACAGUAUAAAUUGAGAAUAUUUAUCCCAUCGACGAUUGGAGCAUUUGGUCCAGAUUCACCAAGGAAUCCCACCCCGAAUGUGACCAUUCAACGACCACGAACAAUUUAUGGUGUUAGUAAAGUACACGCUGAACUGUUAGGCGAAUACUAUCAUCACAGAUUCGGUCUUGAUUUCCGGUGUCUCCGAUUUCCGGGGGUAAUUAGCAACGACCCACCGGGUGGUGGUACCACAGAUUACGCAGUCGCUGUUUUCCACGAAGGUUUGCUUAAUAAGAAAUACGAGUGUUAUUUGGAACCUUACACGAGAUUGCCGAUGAUAUACAUAGAGGACUGUCUAUCUGCGCUUUUUCAGUUUUUAAACGCACCAGACGAACAAUUGCAGCGAAGAGUUUAUAAUGUCACUGCGAUGAGCUUCACUCCUGAAGAAUUGUUCAAUGAACUGAAGAAAUACGUUCCUGAUCUGAAGAUCACGUACAAACCAGAUGGGCGGCAGUAUAUUGCUGAUAAUUGGCCACAAGUGUUCGAUGACAGCGAGGCACGACGAGAUUGGGGAUGGAAACAUAAAUACGAUUUAGAAAAAGUUGUGGAAUCAAUGGUACGCGAUGUUAAGACGAACUCUUUUAGUAGACGAUCAUUAAAAGAAGUCAAUAGUUAUGUAUAAUGCGCAGAAAUGCCUAGGAAAUAAUUCAUGUGAAUUAGAAAAGUUAUAAGAAUAUUAUUUAUUUUAUAAUAAAAUUAUGAUCAACAAAUAUUACGACAA